Messenger RNA from Letharia columbiana, 1722 nucleotides. RefSeq lists its product as uncharacterized. Gene Ontology annotation, cellular component: cytoplasm. NCBI's taxonomy places the organism in Eukaryota, Fungi, Ascomycota, Lecanoromycetes, Lecanorales, Parmeliaceae. The transcript is spliced from 4 exons. The record is from RefSeq and is a predicted model, not a curated record. Gene Ontology annotation, biological process: sulfur amino acid metabolic process. Gene Ontology annotation, molecular function: adenylylsulfate kinase activity; ATP binding; sulfate adenylyltransferase (ATP) activity. The coding region runs from base 1 to 1722 and encodes 573 amino acids.
AUGGCUAAUCAACCUCAUGGCGGUGUCCUCAAGGACCUGCUUGCCAGAGAUGCAUCAAGGCAUGACGAGCUGGCAGCAGAGGCCGAGAAGCUGCCAGCCAUUGUGCUUACCGAGAGGCAAUUGUGUGAUUUAGAGUUGAUCAUGAGUGGUGGAUUUUCCCCGUUGGAAGGUUUUCUCAAUGAAAAGGACUACAAUUCGGUCGUUGAAAAUGUGCGCACAGCAGACGGUAGCCUUUUCAGCAUGCCGAUAUGUUUGGACGUUUCAGAAAAGACAAUUGAAAGGGUCAACCUGAGGGCAGGGGUACGUGUGACGCUUACGGAUUUUCGAGAUGAUCGAAAUCUUGCUAUCAUCACCAUCGAUGAUGUCUACAAGCCCGACAAACAAAAGGAAGCCAAAGAAGUAUUCGGUGGAGACCCAGAGCAUCCCGCAAUCAAAUACUUGAACAACACAGUCCAAGAUUAUUACGUAGGCGGCAAGAUCGAUGCCAUUUCCAGACUCAAUCACUACGACUACGUCGCCUUGCGCUACACUCCAGCGGAACUCCGAAUUCACUUUGAAAAACUCGGCUGGUCGCGCGUUGUUGCCUUUCAAACUCGCAACCCCAUGCAUCGAGCCCAUAGAGAAUUGACCGUCCGGGCUGCCCGAGCUCGCCAAGCUAACGUCCUCAUCCACCCUGUUGUCGGCUUAACCAAACCAGGCGACAUCGACCACUUCACCCGGGUGCGUGUCUACCAAGCUCUACUCCCGCGCUACCCCAACGGUAUGGCUGUACUCGGCUUGCUCCCAUUAGCCAUGCGCAUGGGCGGACCAAGAGAAGCAAUCUGGCACGCCAUAAUCCGCAAAAAUCACGGCGCUACGCACUUCAUAGUGGGCCGUGACCAUGCCGGACCUGGCAAGAACAGCGCUGGCAAGGACUUUUAUGGUGCGUAUGAUGCACAGUAUGCCGUGGAGAAAUACAGGGAGGAACUAGGAAUAGAAGUCGUACCAUUCCAGCAGAUGAUCUACCUUCCCGAUAGCGACGAGUACAAGCCCGAUGACGAAGUCCCUUCCGGCGUGCGAACUCUCAACAUCAGCGGUACCGAGCUUCGCUCGCGUCUCCGCUCAGGCAGGGACAUCCCCGAAUGGUUUUCCUACCCCGAAGUCGUGCGCGUGCUCCGAGAAUCCCAUCCAGCAAGGUUCAAGCAAGGCUUCACCGUCUUCUUGACCGGCUAUCAGAACAGCGGCAAAGACGCCAUAGCCCGGGCUUUGGACGUGACAUUACACCAGCAAGGCGGCCGUCCUGUUUCCUUGCUCUUGGGAGACACAGUCCGCAGCGAGUUAUCCUCCGAACUCGGCUUCUCCCGUUCCGACCGCCACAAGAACGUCCAGCGCAUCGCUUUCGUGGCCGCCGAACUCACAAAAGCAGGCGCGGCAGUCAUCGCGGCGCCCAUCGCACCUUUUGAGGAAAGUCGACAGAGCGCGAGGGAGACGGUCAGCCAGCAUGGGAGUUUCUAUCUCGUGCAUGUGGCGACGAGUUUGGAGUUCAGUGAGAGGACGGAUAAAAAGGGGGUGUAUGCGAAGGCGAGACGCGGGGAGAUCAAGGGGUUUACGGGGGUGGAUGAUCCGUAUGAGGCGCCUUCGAAGGCGGAUCUGGUGGUGGAUAUCGAGAAGACGAGCGUGAGGGGUGUGGUGCAUCAGAUUGUGUUGAUGUUGGAAAGCCAAGGGCUUUUGGAUCGGUUGUAG